Messenger RNA from Auanema sp. JU1783, 264 nucleotides. The record is from the annotation of a GenBank genome assembly. Lineage: Eukaryota; Metazoa; Nematoda; Chromadorea; Rhabditida; Rhabditidae.
AUGGUAUUGCUCAUGGUUUUCAUUUUCAACAGUGCUCUCGUCAUGGGAGUUAAGGCAGAAAACUUUUACAUCUCGAACAAUGUGGUUCUGUUCUGUCUGAUCAUCUAUCUCCAAAUCUUGGUCAUGUUUGCCAUCAAUGAACUGUGGGAGGAGAAACCCGACGAGUCUACCGAAGCGAUAGUCCGCUUCAUGCGCUAUCAAUUGACAGGCGACGCCGAUGAUUCAGCAUACGAUAGCCUUGCCAGCGUAGCCAGCUACCGUUGA